Messenger RNA from Quercus lobata, 1489 nucleotides. RefSeq lists its product as uncharacterized. NCBI's taxonomy places the organism in Eukaryota, Viridiplantae, Streptophyta, Magnoliopsida, Fagales, Fagaceae. The transcript has 3 exons. The coding region runs from base 109 to 633 and encodes 174 amino acids. The record is from RefSeq and is a predicted model, not a curated record.
CUUCCCUCCCUCCCUCCAUUUCUUUCCCGCCUCUGCCCCUUCUUCACUUUAAAAUAAAAACCCCUUCACUUUCACUACUCCACUCUCUCUCUCUCUUCUUCAUUCACCAUGAACCGUAGAAUCAGAGCAUCUACCAAACCCUUAUCCUCUUCCUCACCAACCAGAUCCGAGCCUUUCCACUUCCACAAGUACCUUAAACCCGGCGCCCUAGCCCAAAUCCGCGACUCCCGAAUCACCGCCCACCGACUCAACUCGCUCUACCUCCUCUCCUCCUCCUCCUCCAUCUCUAUCCACCGCACGUCAUCUCCACCGUCCUCCAACGCUGCCGCUCAACAAACUCCCGUCAGCGCCUUCACCGACGGUAUCCCCUGCUUCUCCGGCAGGAUCUACGGCCCGCGCUGUCCCCAGAGGAAGAAGCUCGUGGCGGCCAAGUCUGUGCUUUUCCUCAACCCGAUCCCUAGCUCGGUCCAGGAAUCGCCCGAUUCGCUCAACAUAUCUUGUUUUUCAGCUUGGUUAAGCCAUCUUGGUGCUCCACCUAGUGUAGCAUUUAGUUUUGAGUUGGUGGUGGUUAUGUUGGACUCGGAAAUCACAGAUUGCCUUUGGGACUUUGGAGUUCUGUCUCUUAAGGAUUGAUUUCCUAUUGGCAGUGUAACAGAGAUUUAUUCUCAGCAUGCGUUUGAAUAUCAUUUGCAUUGAACGUUCCAUUUGCUGUUUAAUGCUCAGCUAGUUUUACUACAAGGUAUUAUAUUCGGUAUGGAGGAAAUAUGAAUUAGGUGCACAUUACUCUCUGGUUCUGGUUAAGUUCUUGAGUAGUUGAUGAAGUAUAGAAAAGAUGCGGAUGGUACGGUGGUAUCAUAUGAGCACCUGAUUUCUACGUGCUUUUGGAAUCACAUCACAUUCUUUUUGUAAACUUGCUAUGUAGGGUUGUGCUUAUGUUUUGUUUCCACUUUUGAGAAACAUGCUAAAGAAACUCUCGAGAGGUAACAUAGAUAUAGUAUGGUGAAUGAACUUGGAAUGUUGCCCUUUCAUAAAAGAUUUAGUGGUAUGGUGAAGAGUAAACUUUGAAGUUGUAAUGUUGCCCUUUCAUAAAAGCAUGGGUCUUGAAUCAAUGUCAAUGCAUAGUAGUUAUGAAUGAGGCUAAUAUGGAAACUCAGCCUUGCUAAAUCCAUAAAAAGGAUGUCUAAAGAGGGUACUCAGAACUUGUUUCAAGCUGAUAUUAGUCCAACCUUAUUGUUUUAAAUAACCUAUUAACUAAUUUGUUUCAGCUUGUUUAUUUAAGUAUAUGUGCUUUAUUAACAUGAAUAGCCUAAUAAUUGAUCUGGCUCACCCUAAUUUGCUGAAGUAUGCUCUACCUUGUAUAUCUAUGCUGUUCAUUUUUAGAACUUUUUUUUUAAUUGCUUUUUUGAAUUAUUGAAAUGAAUUAUAGUUUUGAUGAUUGAUUAUGCUCUGAUAUUUUUGAAAAUGUGCAUUCUUUUGAAAUCUAUGAAAA